GCGCCUGAAAGUUUCUUUCCUUGGCCAACGGGAAGGGCAGGGGCGCGCUCAGUCGCACAAAGGGAGCGAAAGGGAGGCGCCUUCCCGCAAAAGCGCUCGCUGCUGGGAAGAGUCUACACAAGGACGAGGCUCGACGGCUGUCAGGCGAGACAGCCCUGAGUCGCGAACCAAUUUCUCCAAACUAGACACGGCUCCUUUGGCUUAUGGCUGAAGCUAGCUUAAUCUUUCUCUCGCUCGCUCUCUGACUGGCGAAAAGCCCGUUCUUUCUGAGCUAUAAUAUCGCCCCCCCACCCCACCCCCGUCCGGUAGGUACAAAGCUCCCUCCCGCGUCCACUGGCGAACGAACGUGGCCUCUUGCAUUUGAUGGCGACUGGGUGAAAUCACAUCGAGCGGAGAGAAAAAAAAAAAAAAACUUUUCCGGGACGAGGGCGAGAGCGACCGCUCGGCCUUGCCUUCUUCCAACCCUGCCCCGUUUAAGUCCCCUAAGCGGGCCUUGGUCCGUUAAGUGAACCGAGGCCGGGAGAGGUUUGGCUACGCAAGAGCUGCACCUGCCGGAGCGCUUUCCUCCGGCCGGAUCGCGAGCCCCGUCCGCUUCGGCUCGCUGCGCGUGUCUCUUCCUCCAAUAGAGGGGGCGACUGAAACGCGUCGAGAACGCCGGCGGCGCUACAAAAAAAAAAAAAAAAAAAAGGCUUUGCAUCCGAGGCUUCGGUGGGGCCAGCCGCCUUUCUCCGAGGAUCGAGCUGGGACCAAGCUCAAUAGGCGCAGACCCUGAACGGCUGCAGGUCUGGGGAGGUGCAAAGUCCCCCUAAAAGAAGGGAGGGUCCAAUUGGGCUAACCCGGAGUCGCCCGCAGAGGUUAUGUUGACUUGGAGGCAACUGUAAAGGAGACAGGCGGCGGAUUGUCGGACGGCAGCGGGACUGGGAAGCCAACGUCUGGAUCGCUGUUCCUUUUUUUUUUUUUUCCCCUCCUCCUCCUCCGCUUUCUUGGAGUUCCUGCUGGGGGAGACAUUGCCGUCCCCCUCCCUCGAAAAAAAAAAAGACUGGCUCUGGAUUGCGCUCACGCGCUUGAAGUGUGAAGGGCUCACUCUCGUUCUCUCUCGCUUUGAUUGAGAAAUCGACUCUUCUGUUUUCCGGGAUCCUGGGAUGUAAGCUCCUCCGGGUGAGAAAUCUUCGCCUUUCGCCUCGCCUCCCCCUCCUUUUGCAGAGCAGCUGCUCUUGCUUUUGCUCCCGGAGGACGGAAGAGAGAGGAGGGUAGGGUGGGGAUUUCUUUCUUUCUUUCUCCCCCCCCCCCCUUGUAAAUUCAAUGGAUAUGAACUUGGUGGCUUUGGAACCUCGCUGGUUUGGAAUAUCUGGGUGCUGAGAUCGCCUUCUGGAGCAACGGAAGCAAGUUCAUCGGGGAGAAGGAUUUGCCGAGGAGCAAGAUGCCUCUGGCCACCUUCUACUUCGUGUUGCCCUUAAUGGAAGUACUCUUCUCAGCUGAAGUGAGUGGGCUGCUUGGAGGAGACCAUCUGGAUUGUGUGAAAGCCAGCGACCAGUGUCUCAGGGAGCAGAGCUGCAGCACUAAAUACAGGACAUUGAGGCAGUGUGUAGCUGGCAAAGAGAGCAACUUCAGCCGGGCAGCAGGCCUGGAGGCAAAGGACGAGUGCAAAAGCGCCAUGGAAGCUCUCAAGCAGAAAUCCCUCUAUAAUUGCCGCUGCAAAAGAGGCAUGAAAAAGGAGAAAAACUGUCUGCGUAUUUACUGGAGCAUGUACCAAAGCUUACAGGGAAAUGAUUUGCUUGAAGAAUCACCUUACGAACCAGUGAACAGCAGGUUAACGGACAUAUUCAGGCUAGCACCAAUUGUAUCAGCGGAGCCUGUCAUUUCGAAAGGGAACAACUGUCUGGAUGCUGCAAAAGCCUGUAACCUGAAUGAUACCUGCAAGAAAUAUCGAUCGGCGUACAUAACACCCUGUACCUACAGCGUGUCUAAUGAAAUCUGCAACAAGCGGAAGUGUCACAAGGCCCUAAGGCAGUUUUUUGACAAAGUUCCCCCCAAGCAUAGUUAUGGAAUGCUCUUCUGUUCCUGCCGAGAUAUUGCAUGUACAGAAAGAAGGCGACAGACUAUUGUUCCUGCAUGUUCUUAUGAGGACAGGGAGAAACCAAACUGCCUGAAUUUACAAGAUACUUGCAAGACGAAUUACAUCUGCAGAUCUCGUCUUGCAGACUUUUUCACAAACUGCCAGCCUGAGUCACGGUCUGUUAGUAGCUGCCUGAAAGAAAACUAUGCUGACUGCCUCCUUGCUUACUCAGGACUUAUUGGCACAGUUAUGACACCGAAUUAUUUAAAUUAUAAUAAUCUCAGCGUUGCACCAUGGUGUGAUUGCAGCAGCAGUGGCAAUGACCUAGAAGAAUGUCUGAAAUUUCUUAAUUUCUUCCAGGAUAAUUCAUGCCUUAAAAAUGCAAUUCAGGCUUUUGGCAAUGGUACAGAUGUGAAUGUGUGGCAACCAUUCCUACCUGUCCAAACCACCACAGCUUUAACUACAACAGGAUACAGAUCAAAGACAUAUGACUCUGAGAAUGCCAACAAUGAAAUACCUACUAAUAAUGACUUGCCAGCAUGUGCCAACAUCAAGGGACCGAAGCAGAGUUUCAAUGAAUCUAUAAUAACGGAACCCUGUGUGACCGGGAUAUAUAUUGAGGAGGGGUGGACGUAUUCCUGCCAGAAUAGCUCUUCACCUUCAACCAUGAAUGCAAUUGGGAAGGAAAGUGUGGCAGGAGGCUCCACUAGUCACAUGUCUUCUGAUCAUUCGUCUUCUCUCCAUGUGAGUGUCAGGUCAAGCACGCUUCUUUUGCUGUUGGUGAUUGCAUUCUCAUUCUGUUGAUGCCCACGUUCAGAAGAAACCUUGUAUCUGCUUUAACAAAAGGACCCAUAAAAGGAAAGGAAAGGAAAGGAAAAGAAAAAAAAAAGAAAUUGAUCUGUCUAUCCUCUAUCCUCAUCUGUUGUUGAUCGAAAAUUACAGUUCUAGGAAUUAAGUUGAAAUGCUCUGCUAAAAAAUAUAGGUCUGGAUCAAUGGUGUUGUCAUUAUCAUCAUUAUUAUAUUGUUAUUGUUAUUUUCAAUUUUCAAGGAAAGGUACUUAGAAGCUUUACAUAUACUAGAUGCGAUACUCAACAUUCCAAACAGAGUAGUAUUUUGAACAGGCAGUGUUUAAAAAAAGACAAAUAAUUUGCAUGUAGGCCAGUCAAGUUUUAUUGUUUUCUCUCGUUUUUUCCUCUUGUUUUCACUUGGACUAAGAAGAAAUAAACCAGACUCCUAAAGUUUUGGUGUUUGUUUUUUUUUUUUUUUUUUUUGUAUUUGUUACGCAGGAAUUUUUCCUUUGCAAAACCCAUUAAAAUGAAUGUUACUCAGAUAGAAUCUGGGGACAAAUCGUAGUUUCCAAUAACUUGGAAACAUUACCAGAAUGGUUAAUAAUUUAAUGGUAUGUUUAUUCCUGAUAGAUUGGGACCCUAUUUAGAAAUGUUUAAAAUGUAUGUAUUGAAAGCCUAGAUACUGGACCACACUACAAAGAUUUUUUUAAUUGCUUCCUUUGUACAUAAGAGGUUGUAGAGCAGGCAACAAAACCCAACAAAAAUUGCCUAUUGUCAGAUUUUAAAUUGAAAAACAGUAAGUUAAACAUAUUUUGAGGUGAUUGUGGAUCAGGCUUUUGACAUGCUAUGAACGUCUUCCUGAAAGGUUUUUUUAUAUUUAACUUAUUCAUGUUUGGCUACCAGUAUUUUGCUGUUUUAGCAUUCUCUUCUAUGUUUGUAUAUGUAUGUAGUUUUGCAGUCUAAACUGAGAAGCCAUUGUAAAUCAUAGCAGUAUAAUACACAUAUUUUCUUCAAAACUUCUGCAGAAAUAUAAAAUAAUAUGAAACUUUCUAAUGCUAUUUUUAUUUUUGUGGUUAUGCUAAUUUAGCCUUAAUAAAAGGUAUUAAAAAACUACAUUGAGAAGAAGCAACUGUUGUGAAUAUUGCAGUAAUUCAAAAUUUGUUUAUCUUUCUGAGGAUAUAUUUUUAAAAAAUAGAAACUUGCUUUUGUUAAAAAAUUUCAACUUUCUGUAAUUAUAAAGUUUAGUCAUUUAACUGGUGAUUGAGUAAAAUAUAUUGAAUUUUGAUUAUUUAAAAAAAACGGCAUUAUUUACUAAUGUUUACUCUUAGAUAAAGAUACAGUAUAAUUGUUUGCUUUUAAUUUCUUGACCCAAUACAGAAAACCUUAAACACAGGUAGAAGGCUGUAACAUGUUUCCAUAUUUUCAGAGAUGCAUCCAAUAAAGAUGUGAACACAUAGCAUUCAACAGAUCAUAAUAGUUUCCUAUAUGUGAAGUUUCCUAGCCACUUAUUUUUGAACAUGCAAAUAUGUCAGCUUUGGUAAGCAUUUAAUCCUCUGAACAGGAGUACGUGCACAAAGAAUGAAAUUAAAAUUACAUUGCACUGGAACCAGAACAAUACUAUAGGUUGAAUCCGAUACACUUAUUGCUAAACCAAUUUUAAGAAUUGAUCAAAACUAUCUAAAAUCCCAAUAAUUCUCAUCCAGAUCUUUUCAACUUUCCUUGUGGGCACUAUACUCAUGCACACACAAACACAAAUUCUCCUCACCAAGUAUUAUUUCAUGUGGUAAAAUAAUUUCUGACUUGGUAUAGUUUUUUAAUAGGUACUAUUUAAUAUGUACUAUUUUCCAACAAAAAUGUAUGUGACUGUGGCAGUAUAUAAUUUUGUGUAUGCCAUGCUCAUGUAUGUAUUGGAAAAUGGGGCUUGUUGUUAUGGUUCUAGCUGAUAUUUGUUGAAGGCAUUCCAUAUUAUGUUAAAUCAUCUAAACUAUAUUUAAUACAAUGGCAUGGGUAGUGAUGGUAGUAGCCACUUUUUACAAUGCAAGGUAGUUUUUAAAAAAUUCCAUGGCCGUGAAGUUGAUGAAAAGGGUCUACAAUAAUUAUGAGAUUGAAAUGACACACAAGAAUCUUUCUAAAAGGAAGGAAAUUUCAUUUAAGCCUAGAGCUCUCAUGUUUAACACAAUCGAGAUGUUAUAUGAUGUUAGGUUCCUGCAAUUUGAAAGGCAAGGAUAGAAUAGACAUACUUCCAUUAUCUUGCACAAUGUAUGGUAGUAAAAUCUGAUGCCUUAGAUGCAAAAAUACAAUCAGGUUUAUCAGUGGUUUGCAUCUAAAUGAUGUAAUUUGAAUUGUACAAUUCUGUGCAGUUACAAUCAAGUAUACAAUUUUUUAAAAAAUUUAAAUUGGUGAGAAAUGGGAUGCAAGAUCUGAAUCGCUAUUGUUUACUUUAAAGAGUUCUAUUUGAAAUAGCACUUUUGAUCCAAUUAUUUUGAGCUUUGGUCUUGUUCCUGAUUGGUCUGUCAAAAAUAAAAGGAUUUAUUCAAGGAAGGAAGGAAGGAAGGAAGGAAGGAAGGAAGGAAGGAAGGAAGGAAGGAAGGAAGGAAGGAAGCCACUGGAAAUAUAAUUGCAGCUCAUAUGUAGAAAGGUAUUGACUGAUAUAAAGGUUCAACUAUGAUAAUUAUCAUCCUGAAUACAGCUAGUCUCAGUUUUCUUCUAGGUAAUUCAAAUUGAAGGCUAUUGAAUUCUUACGUUUUAAUUGACCUCGAUUUUAAAAGCAUCAAAAAAUUCCUAAGUAGUUGUUUCACUAAUAAAUCCCUGCAUAUUAAAAUCAAAUAUAGGAGUUGGUGGGUAUCAGGCAGCAUAUGAAUUUAAUUAUUAUUAUUAUUUUUCAGAAACAAUGUCUGUUAUGUCAAACCCAAUAAGGAUAUAUUAUUUCUAUUUUCUUCAGUAAUAAGGUUUAGCAGUUUUUUAUAUAUUUUCUAUACAUCUACUCAUACGUAUCAUUAAAUAAAUGGAGCUUAUUCUCAUGUACAUGGAAGUAGGAUUGCAUCUUAAAUUGCUAGUAAAACAAGCAAGCAGAAAAAAAGAUUAGGUUUUAAGCUAUUAUCUCUGGAUAAAUGCAGAAGUUUUUAUAAAAAAAACAAUAAGUAUGGCAUUGACAAUGUCACUUUAGAGCAUUGACUUUGUCAACACAGUACACUAGUUUGAAGUAAGUUGUGUUUCUGUUGUUUCUUUGCCCAUUUCUGCUUACUCCAAUUGCAUACUAAGUGCUAGGUAGUCCAAAUAUUUUUUUCCCUUGAGUUCUCAUAGUGCAACAUGAAUUUUCCAGAUCUUGAGUUAUUGUGAAGUUUAGGAUAUCUCAGAAAUCUCCUCUUUCAUGACAAAAUCUCAUUUUGUGGAAGGGAAAGGCAACAGCAGAUUCCUCACUUUAAACAUAUAAAAAGCUCUACAUCUUAAAAGAUCUUCGUUAUUUUUUCAGCCAGUUAUGAAAUAGAAUACAUCAUAUUCACCCAAAAAUUUGAAAUAUAUUCCUUUACUUUAGAAUGUCUUACAUCUUAUCUAUUUUCUAUUAACUGUUCUGAAUAUAUUUUUAGGGCAAGCAAUUUUAAACAACUUAGUAUGUAGAUCACGAGUGUCAAACUCAAUUGCGUAAUGUUACGUAUCAUGACUUUUUUGCCUUUGCAGAGCCAGGGUGGGCAUGACCUGUGCAUGACGCAUCCAGCCCAUGGGCCACCAGUUUGGCCAUCCUGCUGUAGAUGCUCAGGGACCUGGUAUGUUUUUUUUUUCCUGAGAUCAGGUAGGGAAUUCAGAAAAGUGUACAGUUACUGUAAAUUUUUUCAGGACUGCUCUGUGUACGCCUAUCCAUGCUGCAUUUAUGUUUUGCCCUUCAGAAUUGGUUUUCUGCACAAUCUUAUUAGUUAGUUUCUGAUAAGACUGGAGUCUAGCUUUCAGCAAUCAUUAUCUGCUCUCUUGCAUUAUGCAUUUCUCAGAUUCCAAGCAACAUAUUCCAGCCCUCCAUUUUCUAUAACAUCACCUCAAAUAAAUUUGCUUGUGAUGAACUUGGCAGAAAAUUAAUCCAGCUGACUGUGAAGGAUUUCUCAUCUUUAAAUAUUUGCUUUCACUUACCAGCUUGCCUUCCUUCUAUGACAUUUCAAUUAGUGGUCAUUCAAAUACUUUCUGACUUCAGAAGGUCAUUUUUGUUUUGUUCUUAACUGGAUUUUGCCUGUUUAAAAUCACUAUUGUAUUUUUUCCCCUCUCAUUUCCUACAUAUUUAUUGGUUUUUAUGCAACAGAAAUUUAAUCUUGCUGUAACCUAUUAAAAUAUUAUUAAAGCUUCCUUUAUCAAGGCUGCUGCUUUGUUUGUCUGGAAAAAACAGUUAUUUACUGUUUUCCUUUAUCCCAGGUUGAUCACCUAAAAUCAAAGUCUAGGUUUAUAAUGAGAAAUACUUUGCAAUACUUAGAGUAGGUUUCUAUUAGAAUUCUAAAUAAAAUAUAAUAAUUAGAUCAACCUAGUCUAUGUUUCAGAAAAUGAUUGUCCAAUGGAAAAAGAAAAUAUAUGGAAGCACUUUUUUUCAUCAUUCAGAAUUUGUAGGUCUUUUAUAUCUUUUCUUUUUUAUUGCCAGAUACAAUUGGCAUCUUUGGAUUUUUGCCUGAUGUAAUCCUUCUUUUUAAAUUGAUUCAAAUGGGAGGAGAGAAGUAUUUUUUUUUUUUAAUUUUACAAAUCUCCUGUUCUUCCUUCCCAAAGAUUUUUUCUGACUAUAGCAGCUGAAGCCUCUAUCUUUUCUCUGCUGGAUGCCAAUAGGUAAGGUGGUUUUUUUUGUCAUGCAGCCAUUUAAAAUAAUAUAUUGCCUCAAAAUAGCAGCCAAAUUUCAAUUACAAAUGAGAUCUUUUUUCCUAUGCAGCUUUGCCUUAUUUUAAUGGCUUUAAGUAACUGCAUUACUCCUUUGUUAUUGCUUCCUAAUAUGUCAAAUGGAAUUUCCUAUGGCCUGAUGAAAAAUUGGGUCAUGUACUUAGAUAUGAUAGGUUUUCUUAAAACCCUUUUCACUCUGAAGGACAGCCUAAUUUGCCUUCUUGAUGAUGAUGGAUCUAUGUCUUAUCUUAAACUUCCACUGAAAAUCUUUAAUCAAGGUGAAUCCUGAAGAAGUAGUUUGAUGAUGAAGGAUAUCUAAAGCUUGUGGGUAUUUCUGUCUAUUAGGCUGACUUAUAAACAGAUCCGCCGGCAAUUAUUAUUGUCUGUCCAAUACGCCUGUUUUUAGCAAUGAUUGUGUUUAUGCCUGUAAUGAUGAAUUUCAGGAUUUUUCUUUAGCAAAGUGCAGGACUGUGAGGAAAAAAAUAUUGGUUCACAGGGACUGUGAUAAUGCUGCUGCUCAUAUUUCCAUCCAGUAGCAGUAAAUCAAAUGUUGGAGGAAAUGAUCUGUUUAAAAAACAUUGUGUGUUCAUAGAAUAUAUGGAAAGGGAGACUACAUAUCAGACAGAUGAUUGAAAGUGAAUGAAUAUAUCUCUGCAAAGCUAGAUCAUGAGAAGCAGUCAUUCUGAGUACUGUAAUUGGGGACAAUCUUCAUUGACACUCUUCAGUCACAUUCCAAUAGAUGUAUUUAGGACUGAAGACCCGGUAGAAUGCUAUGGUUGCAAUUUCACCUAAAUAUAUCUCAAAUUCUAGCUGAAUGCAGUUAGAAGGUAGGGCAUUCUCCUCCAUUUUAAAUUAGAAUUGGAAUCUAAUGUAUAAUUAGAUUCUCCUUAUUGAUGAAAUACAAGUAGUCCUCAGAUAAUAGAAACAGGCCAUUCGCUUGUAAUUGGAUUUUUCUGGAGUUUGGUUUGUGGACCCUUCACCCAUGCAAGCAUUCCUCUGUUCUAUUCUGUAUGCUCAAACAUGGCAGCCACCAUUUUUCAUUUACCUAAGCCACAGGUUACAUAACUUAGGACUGCUUAUAGUGAAUUUUCUAUAUCAGGAGAAGAUUAAACUACAAUAGAAGCAUCUUCUCAUUCUUCCUUGUCUGUCCAUGCUAUGAGUUUCCUAUGGCACCUGAUGGAUUAAAGAGACACUUGACCUAACGCAGCAAGCACUUACAUUGUAUACUUCUAAGACGAUUCUCUUGGACUUUUUCCUUUUAACAAUUCCAAUAUCCAAACGAUUCAUACAUUUCAAACAUGGUGACUAAUCAAAAAGCCACGAAAACCAACAGAUCAAAUGUAUUUCUGCACUAAAUGUAGAUGCAUGAAAGGGAGAGUAGUAGGGGAAAAUUGUAUCUAGUGUACAAAUAGUAACGUCUUUCAGCUUUGACUAAUUUUCUAUGUGUGUAGUGGAAAUCAGAUGGUUCUGAUUCUAAUGAUGUUUUCAGACAAAAGCUUGCAGUGCUGCCAAAUAGUCUCAUCCAACUAUUUCCCUAUUUUAAUGCUUUUUUGUGCUAAACAAAAAGUGGUGAUGUAUUCAAAAACAUGAGUAGGUUGUUAAACAUGCAGAGCUCUGAUGUCUUAGUAAAAUUUCAUGGGCAAGCACAGCCAUCCAAAAUAUAUAUUUUUUGGAAAUACCUUUGAUGCUCUUGUUCCAAAAAUUUAUCAGAAGUCUUCACCUAUUUUGUCUGUUGAAUGAAUGGCAUACAUAAAUUAUUUUAAUUAAAUAUGCAGGACUGUUUAUAUGUUCAGCCCAUAACACUCCCAAGAGUAGUGAGCAUCAAAGCAACAUUAAUGCAGAGAUCCAGAUUUAAGGAGUAAAAUAUGCUAGAGUAUGUAUGGAUACAUGUAUAGCAACUGUCAUGAGCACUUAAACCAAACAUGCAUUUUCGUGGGCUCACAUGGCAGCUGCAGGUAUUAUACCUCUAAAUUGUAUGAUAUUGUUUACAUCAUAUGUACAAAUAAUCCCACAGGAAACCUAAUUCAUCUGUAUAGAAUACUGCAUUAUUUAAGAGUAGAUUUGUUUACCAAUGAAGCUACAUUUUCAUAUAGGAUAUUGAAAUAACUGACUAUCCCCAUAUCAAAAAUAAUUGUCUAAAUGUUAUGCUUUGUCUAAGCUAUAUGUAAAAAGAAUGGCAAAAAUAAUAAAAUAUUCCAUUUCUAAACUACUCUUCA
Messenger RNA from Crotalus tigris (Tiger rattlesnake), 9902 nucleotides. It is a transcript of the gene GFRA1, whose product is annotated as GDNF family receptor alpha 1. The transcript has 10 exons. NCBI's taxonomy places the organism in Eukaryota, Metazoa, Chordata, Lepidosauria, Squamata, Viperidae. Gene Ontology annotation, molecular function: signaling receptor activity. The coding region runs from base 1421 to 2860 and encodes 479 amino acids. Gene Ontology annotation, biological process: nervous system development. Gene Ontology annotation, cellular component: external side of plasma membrane; signaling receptor complex. The record is from RefSeq and is a predicted model, not a curated record.